UGGAGGUGAUGGCGCCUGCGGCCGUCCUGGGAAACGCGUCGGAAGUUCCCAAGCCCGCCUUGGCGAGGAGCCCCGAGAAGCCUGAUGGUCGUGCCGGGACCAUGAAAUUGACCCGUAAAGCGGUUCUGUCUCGAGCGAAGGCUACGAACCUCGGAGGGGUCCGCAAGCUGAAUUGCUGGGGAAGCCGUAUCUCAGAUAUAUCAAUCUGCCAUGAGCUUCCCAAUGUUGAGGUGGUCACAUUCAGUGCAAAUAACAUCUCCAGUCUGGAACCUAUUAACCAGUGCCAGAAGCUAACUGAGCUUUAUCUCAGGAGGAACUGUAUUUCAAACCUCCAUGAGCUGUUCCACUUGAAAAAACUGCCCUGCCUGAGAAUCCUCUGGAUGUCUGAGAAUCCCUGCUGUGGCUCUGACCUCCAUCGCUACAGAAUGACAGUGCUGCGUAAUCUUCCUAGUCUCUACAAGCUUGACAAUAAGAUGGUGACAGAGGAAGAACUGUCACAUGCCCUAUUAGAAGGAGAGGAGAUAACAACAGCCCCAGUUAAAACAGAUGUAGACAGCUGCUGCCAAUACUCUAACACUGAGUCCAGCACGACAGAACCUACAACAGAAAACGAACUCACGAACUUCAGCCUUGAGGAGACAAAUAAAAUCCGUGAGCAGCUUGGUAUGAAGCCUGUUGUUCCGAGAGAUAAAUUUUCAUCCCAAGAAGUAGGUGGUAACCAGAAAAAAUGGAACAAUAUCCUCAGUGCCAUCAUGCUACUCCUGGAAGAGCUGGAUUCAGAGGGUUUAGAAGUCCUCCAUCAAACAGUUGGAAACAAACUCCAAGCCUUGCAGAAGAAGGAACUCCAUGAGGACCGAUAGCACAUCCUAUGGAACUACUUGUAGAUCAGCAGAGUUUAUUUCACUAGUCCUGCUGGCAUCCUUUGUGUGCUGUUGGGCUUCCCAUGAGAAUGUAUGAUUGUGUAGAAAAAACAAGCACAUCCUGUGUUUCAUGUGCUAGAACCAUGUUCUACAAUAAUUUUUCAUCUACACUUUAUGUGCCUGCAUUUAUGCAACCAGUACCCCACCUUCCACAAAAGCUGGCAACAGAGAUGGCAAAUAAGCAUGCAUAGAGCUACAGAAAGUACUUGUCAUUUGGAAGAGGAUGUGCUUCACCUCCUGCUAGUACUUUCCAUCUAGAAUAAUCAUGCCUAGACUUGUUUUAUUCAUGGCUUUGUCAGACUAAGCCUGUGAUACAUCUGACUUGGUUAGCAUGAUGGCCUUUCCCAAUAUCCCAAUACUGGAGCAAGACUAAGCUUCAUGUCCCCUCCUCCUCAUUAAAUAGUGUUUGACAAUCCUGGCCUCAAAGCCAGAAUUUCAUAAAAAGUUAAAACUAAAAAAGAAAAUCAUUGAAUGUUUAAAUUAAAAGCUUGAAGCUAACUCUUUGCUGUCAUCAUUCCUUCUCUACUAAGUAACUUCAACGUAAUGAAAAAAUUGUCACUUGCAGUAGAUUUUGAAUUAUAAUUCCAUCCUAAAGCUCUGAAUGUUUCCCUCUGUCUGUGCAGCCUUCUAAAAAAAUUUAUGUUAUUGGAGGGGAGGACACAACAUCAAUGUGAUUCUGUGAGGAAGCAGCAUUAGACUGUACUGAACAAAAUCCACUACAGUAUUAUCUGAGAUGGUGGGUCCUCUAGCGUCCUUAGUCUGUCAAGCUAUAUCUAGUGCAGGAGCUUCACUUUGCUGUGAAAUAGAUAGAAUUUUCCUUCCAUAAUAUGAAGAUCCUUUGACUAAUGGCUGUGGUUACAAAUUGUGUGCUUUUUUGCUGAUUAUUUAUAGAACACUGACCCAGAUCUGUGUUUAUCUCUGGAUAGGAUUAUGUGGCCCUUACUAACUUGGUUUGCAGCAAGUUCCAUUUGUAACUUGGGAUUUUUUGCUUCUGUUGAUCAGCAUUUCUGGGGUGAUGUUAUCACACAAAUGAAAAUGGCAUAAAGCCCA
Messenger RNA from Candoia aspera, 1970 nucleotides. RefSeq names its product cilia and flagella associated protein 410 (gene CFAP410). Gene Ontology annotation, molecular function: protein binding. Gene Ontology annotation, cellular component: U4/U6 x U5 tri-snRNP complex. Lineage: Eukaryota; Metazoa; Chordata; Lepidosauria; Squamata; Candoiidae. The transcript has 7 exons. Gene Ontology annotation, biological process: mRNA splicing, via spliceosome; cytoskeleton organization. The coding region runs from base 9 to 860 and encodes 283 amino acids. The record is from RefSeq and is a predicted model, not a curated record.